CAUUGAUGGCAGGUGUCGACAGUGGAAAGUGAUCUUCAUCAUUAUCAGAAAGGUAAUUGCUUAACUUGAAUGCCCACAAAUAAUGGGUUUGUUACUGUCACCACUCCAUUUUUCAACUUCAUAUCUCAGCACAAGCACCAUUGUGGCUCUAUGCGUAUUCUUCACACUCCUCUGUGCUUGCAUCGUCAUUGGCCAUCUUCUUGAAGAGAACCGGUGGGCUAAUGAAUCCACCGUUGCCCUCCUUCUGGGGUUGUGUGCUGGAGUGGUGGUAUUGCUGGUGACCAAGUUCCAUAGUACCAAGAUUUUAGUGUUCAGUGAAGACUUGUUCUUUCUUUACUUGCUUCCUCCCAUCAUUUUUAAUGCCGGUUUCCAAGUGAAGAAGAAACAAUUCUUCAAGAAUUUCACAACUAUACUGCUGUUUGGAGUCAUUGGAACAGUGAUUUCAUUCUGUCUUAUAUCUAUUGGUGCCUUUCUGCUCAUUCAGAGGAUUGGCUUAGCUAACCUUGGCAUAAAAGAUUACCUAGCCAUUGGUGCCAUACUGUCAGCAACUGACUCAGUUUGUACAUUGCAGGUUCUCAGUCAAGAUGAAACACCCUCUAUUUACAGCAUUGUAUUUGGGGAGGGAGUAGUAAACGAUGCUACUUCCAUUGUGCUUUUCAAUUCGGUCCAAUCACUUGACUUCAGCAGCAUCAAUGCUAUCAGAGCAUUGAAAUUAUUGGGGAUCUUCCUUUACCUCUUCUGCUCUAGUACCGUCCUAGGAAUAGUAGUUGGCCUUUCAAGUGCUUAUAUUAUUAAAACACUUUAUCUUGGAAGGCACUCUACAGAUCGUGAGGUUGCACUUAUGAUGUUGAUGGCAUAUUUAUCCUACAUGAUCGCAGAGCUUUUGAAUCUCAGUGGGAUUUUGACUAUUUUAUUCUGUGGCAUUGUAAUGUCACACUACACUUGGCACAAUGUUACAGGAAGCUCAAGGACAACAACCAAGCACUCCUUUGCAACCAUCUCGUUCAUUGCUGAGACCUUUAUAUUUAUAUGUGUUGGCAUGGAUGCGUUGGAUAUUGACAAAUGGAAAACCAGCAAAGCCACCCUAGGAACUUCAGUUGCUGUCAGUUCAACGUUGUUUGCAUUAGUGUUGAUCGGAAGAGCAGCUUUUGUGUUCCCUAUUGCAAAUAUUACAAACUGCAUCAAGGCAAGAGAGAGUACAAAAAUUGAGUUCCGUUCACAGUUUAUAAUAUGGUGGGCAGGCCUGAUGAGAGGUGCAGUGACUAUUGCCUUGUCUUAUAGCCAGUUUGGAAAAUCCAACAUAACAUCAGCUCAAGACUCUGCAUUAAUUAUCACCUCUACUAUAAUUGUGGUCUUAUUCAGUACUGUGGUGGGUUUCAUAUUGCAUGGUUAUAAAUAACAUGAUUUGCAUCAAGAUAGAACAGAUACUAAUACGGUAGCUUUCAUUGCAAACAAACAAACAAAAAAUGCAAACAGGUAUUUGGUUCCAUAACAAAGCCUCUGAUUGAGGCUGUGCAGCUAAGGCAUUCAAAACCAGCCAUUUCUGAUU
Molecule: messenger RNA, 1549 nt
Organism: Abrus precatorius (Indian licorice)
Lineage: Eukaryota; Viridiplantae; Streptophyta; Magnoliopsida; Fabales; Fabaceae
Product: sodium/hydrogen exchanger 1-like
Exons: 14
Coding region: 83-1399 (438 amino acids)
Biological process (GO): sodium ion transport; proton transmembrane transport; regulation of pH
Cellular component (GO): membrane
Molecular function (GO): sodium:proton antiporter activity
Source: RefSeq, a predicted model, not a curated record